Messenger RNA from Camellia sinensis, 1066 nucleotides. RefSeq lists its product as uncharacterized. Gene Ontology annotation, cellular component: cytosol. Gene Ontology annotation, biological process: protein histidyl modification to diphthamide. NCBI's taxonomy places the organism in Eukaryota, Viridiplantae, Streptophyta, Magnoliopsida, Ericales, Theaceae. The record is from RefSeq and is a predicted model, not a curated record. Gene Ontology annotation, molecular function: metal ion binding.
CCCAAACCUUAUCAAUAUUAUAAAAAUACCCAAUUUAAAAAACUAGGUCAAUUUUUCAGCCUCUCUUCCGUCGUCCGUCUUCUUCUUCGUUUUUCAUCGAUCGUGACGAAGACCUCAGCCGCCAGUACUCCCAGCAGCUGAUCGCAGCCGUCGGUGGAAGUGGUUUGUUACAAGCUACUUGCGAUUUUCAACCAUGCUUUUAGGCAAAAAAUUGAUGGGUAAAACCCAUUAUGACAUUCUAGGUGUGAGGGAAGAUGCAAACUAUGAAGAAAUCCGUACAAGCUAUCGGUCCGCCAUCCUCGAUUCCCAUCCAGAUAAAUUGCAAAAGACAUCCGAGACUUCCUUUCCCAACCAUGAGUCGGGAAAUAGAUUUCUAGAGGUGCAGAGGGCUUGGGAAAUCCUCAGCAACUCAAAGUCGCGCGUGGCUUAUGAUAGUGAGUUACAAGCAUCAAGGCAUGAUUUUGUAGCUGCAGAAGAUGUUGGUUUAGAGGAUUUGAUGGUUGAAAAUACUGGAGAAUUUUUGGAGCUCUUUUACCAGUGCCUAUGUGGUGACUACUUCUCCAUUGAUUCUUCUGAGUUGGAGGAGAUGGGGUAUCAAUUAUUGAGGGAUGGGAGCAAGAUCUCUUUACAUAUAUCAGAUGCUACUUUGCCUUCAUCAAUUAUUCUUUCUUGUGGUUCUUGCUCUCUACAAGUCCGUUUGUUGAUUAAUGCAGAUAUUAAGCUUCAAACCAACAAUCAUCUGUAAUAUAGGAUAUAGGUUUUGCUUAAUUUAUUUUGGCUGAUGAUCGUUUCUUAUCAAUGAUCUAACAGUCUAUUUUUUGUUGUCUCUUUUCAAAUGGCAGAGUAGGUGUUUUGAGGCUGUCUUUCAGUUUGGGAAAAACAUCCAAAAACUGGAAAUGCAUUGGUGCUGAUAUUUUGCCAAAAUUUUUAGUAUUUGGCUGUCUAUACGGGUUUUGAUGUAGGCAAUUUCUGUUGGUUGUUUCUUUAAGAAUAUUGUUUGUCAUUUGUACGCGUAUAUAGACACAGAUCAGUGUAAUGAUUAUUCUUUCUUCUUCUUCUUCCUUUU